AUGGAGUCCCAAAAUGUGUGCUUUCAAAAAUUUCUGUCAGAUAGGGAUGUCCAUGGCAAUCUGGAAAUUCCCAACAGGGCAGAUUAUUUGCCGGAAGGAAAUGAGGUCAUGCGUGUAACUGACCGACACGGAACCACAUACGAAUUCAUAGCCUCUGUAAGGGCAAGUGGGAGGCGUUCUCUGACACGCCACUGGCACACUUUUGCAGUGGAAAAGGGUCUUCGAACCGGUGAGUUGCUACGGAUUUAUCGGUUAGGAAAUGGGAAUGAUUAUGCCGUUCAGCUCCUACUCUCACAAACCUCUAUUGCCAUUUCCAUCCUUCUCUUCCUCAAGAGACUCAAUCUCUGGUCAAUAGUUCCCUAUUUAUCUCUCAAAGUCUCUGUCCAGAGACAGUUUUUGUUCCCCAAGUGUCCUCAAAUGGAGUCCCAAAAUGUGUGCUUUCAAAAAUUUCUGUCAGAUAGGGAUGUCCAUGGCAAUCUGGAAAUUCCCAACAGGGCAGAUUAUUUGCCGGAAGGAAAUGAGGUCAUGCGUGUAACUGACCGACACGGAACCACAUACGAAUUCAUAGCCUCUGUAAGGGCAAGUGGGAGGCGUUCUCUGACACGCCACUGGCACACUUUUGCAGUGGAAAAGGGUCUUCGAACCGGUGAGUUGCUACGGAUUUAUCGGUUAGGAAAUGGGAAUGAUUAUGCCGUUCAGGUUGGCCUGGAAUUUCAUGGACUGUACAUAGUCUGGGAAACUAUGUAA
Ilex paraguariensis (yerba mate) is the source of this 747-nucleotide messenger RNA. The record is from the annotation of a GenBank genome assembly. NCBI's taxonomy places the organism in Eukaryota, Viridiplantae, Streptophyta, Magnoliopsida, Aquifoliales, Aquifoliaceae.